This is a messenger RNA of Labrus bergylta (ballan wrasse), 1922 nucleotides long. The record is from RefSeq and is a predicted model, not a curated record. NCBI's taxonomy places the organism in Eukaryota, Metazoa, Chordata, Actinopteri, Labriformes, Labridae.
CAACACUUCGCCAUUUCAGAUUUGGGAGGGGAGGGGAGUUCCUGUGAAACUCCCGCGAAAGAAUUAGGUCAGCUGAGCCGAGGUUUCCUGCAUCUGGUCGUUUCUUCAUUGAAAAUAUCCCUUAACGCUGUCUAGUCGUCUCUCCGUGUUCCGAUGAGUUUAGUUUGGAUGGUACGGAUGAAUUUAUCCAGCGCUGUCCCGGGUUGAAUUCAGUCAGAGUCGGUAGUCGGAUUUCUCCGCUCACAGCUCCGGAGCUAGCUGAGUGUAAACAACAAGCAUGAAGAGGGUGAAAGGAGGAGAGGAGGGCAGCAUCAGCCCCUCCAGUGAGAGCCCACCAGAAGCCAGCAAGAAGGUGCGCAAACAGACGAGCGAGGAGUCUGAGGCUCAGGCUGUGGUCAGUGAGUCAACAGAAUGCGAUUGGGCUAGACUACCGCAGGAGCUGCUGCUUCACAUCCUCCAGUACCUCCCACUGUUGGACAGGGCUUAUGCGUCCCAGGUGUGCCGCGGCUGGAACCAGGCAUUCCACAUGCCUGAGCUGUGGCGGUGCUUUGAGUUUGAGCUUAACCAGCCAGCCAGCUCUUACCUGAAAGCCACACAUCCAGACCUCAUCAAGCAGAUCAUAAAAAGGCACUCCAACCACCUGCAGUAUGUCAGCUUCAAGGUUGACAGCAGUACAGAGUCUGCAGAGGCAGCAUGUGACAUUCUUUCACAGCUGGUGAACUGUUCUCUGAAGACCUUGGGGCUCAUCUCCACAGCCAGGCCCAGUUUCAUGGAGGUCCAGAAGUCUCAUUUCAUCUCAGCUCUGACUGUGGUGUUCGUCAACUCCAAAUCGCUGUCUUCUUUGAAGAUCGACGACACGCCAGUGGAUGAUCCGUCUCUGAAGGUCCUGGUGGCCAACAACAGUGACACCCUGAAACUGCUGAAGAUGAGCAGCUGCCCUCACGUCUCGCCUGCAGGGAUCCUUUGUGUGGCCGACCAGUGUCAUGGACUGAGAGAGCUGGCACUGAACUACCACCUCCUGAGCGAUGAGCUCCUUCUGGCCCUCUCCUCGGAGAAACACGUCCACCUGGAGCACUUGAGGAUCGACGUGGUGAGCGAGAACCCCGGCCAACACUUCCACACCAUCAAAAAGAGCAGCUGGGACGCCAUGGUGAAGCACUCGCCCAAAUUCAACCUGGUCAUGUACUUCUUCCUCUACGAGGACGAGUUUGGGCCUUUCUUUAACGAGGAGAUCCCCGUCACUCACCUCUACUUCGGCCGCUCGGUUAGUAAGGAGGUCUUGGGCCGCGUUGGCCUCCACUGCCCUCGUCUGGUGGAGCUGGUGGUGUGCGCUAACGGCCUGCGCCCCCUGGACGAGGAGCUGAUCCGCAUCGCCAAGCACUGCACCCAGCUGUCCGCCAUCGGCCUGGGCGAGUGCGAGGUUUCCUGCAGCGCGUUUGUGGAGUUUGUAAAGAUGUGCGGUCGGAGGCUUUCUCAGCUGUCCAUCAUGGAGGAGGUGCUUAUUCCCGAUCACAAAUACACCCUGGAUGAGAUCCACUGGGAGGUUUCUAAGCAUCUGGGUCGGGUGUGGUUCCCCGACAUGAUGCCCACCUGGUAAAGCGAAGCCAAAGAGGCACACGUGAUUAGUGAUUUGUGGUGUGGAACAAUCGUGUUUGCGUUGAAAGUCUCUAAACUCUCUCGCUGUCGUAGAAUGUUUGGUGGCAACUGCGAGAGCUUAAACUUGCUGAACUCCUGCGUGUGGAGUGCAGAGUGAGGAUGUAAGGUGGCGCCUGACUGCUACACAAUGUCAUGUCAUGACCACAAAAAUCUCUGCCUGUCAGCUUCAACGUGGACUGUGGAAUCCUACUUUGCUAAAUGAGGAGACAGAACGCGCCAUGCCGGCUUCUCCAGCUAGUAAACAAUCAGCACACAGAGUAGUUCAG